Molecule: messenger RNA, 1838 nt
Organism: Bubalus bubalis (water buffalo)
Lineage: Eukaryota; Metazoa; Chordata; Mammalia; Artiodactyla; Bovidae
Gene: TMEM158
Product: transmembrane protein 158
Exons: 1
Coding region: 334-1212 (292 amino acids)
Molecular function (GO): peptide binding
Source: RefSeq, a predicted model, not a curated record
CUACGGGGCGGAGCGCGCGGGAGGCGGAGCCGAGCCGGGGAUUCCUGCUCCCCGCGAGCGCCCGGCCCAGCAGAGCUGCCUGGCCGUCCAAGGGCCCCCGCGCUGGGGGCGGCGGGGAACCCCAGACGCCGCCGGGCCGGGAGGGAGCCCCACGCCAAGCGAGCCGCCGCCUCCGCCUCCGCGCCGCCCCCGUGCGGGCCUGUCUGGGGGUCCGACGCGUCUUCACUCCGCCCGCCGCCAGCCCCCGCGAUCCCGCCGUCCGCUCGCAGACCCGUCUCCUGCGCGCCAUGCAGCCACCGCCAGCCCCGCGCGCGUAGGCGCCCGCCGCAGGCCAUGCUGCCCCUGCUUGCCGCGCUGCUGGCCGCCGCCUGCCCGCUGCCGCCCGCCCGCGGCGGGGCCGUGGACGCGCCGGGCCUCCUCGGGGCGCCCCUCAACGCCUCGGUCAACGCGUCGUCCUCAGACGAGCCGGCCGCCCCGCGGUUGCUGGCCUCGGCUGCGCCCGGGGCCCCCGAGCGCCCGGAGGAGGAAGCGGCGGCGCCGUGCAACAUCAGCGUGCAGCGGCAGAUGCUGAGCUCGCUGCUUGUGCGCUGGGGCCGCCCGCGGGGCUUCCAGUGCGACCUGCUGCUCUUCUCCACCAACGCGCACGGCCGCGCCUUCUUCGCCGCCGCCUUCCACCGAGUCGGGCCGCCGCUGCUCAUCGAGCACCUGGGGCUGGCGGCGGGCGGCGCGCAGCAGGACCUGCGCCUCUGCGUGGGCUGCGGCUGGGUGCGCGGCCGCCGCCCCGGCCGCCUCCGGCCCACCGGCGCCACCGCCGGGGCGCCCACCGCUCUGCCCGCCUACCCCGCGGCCGAGCCCCCCGGGCCGCUGUGGCUGCAGGGCGAACCGCUGCAUUUCUGCUGCCUGGACUUCAGCCUGGAGGAGCUGCAGGGCGAGCCGGGCUGGCGGCUGAACCGCAAGCCCAUCGAGUCCACGCUGGUGGCCUGCUUCAUGACCCUGGUCAUCGUCGUGUGGAGCGUGGCCGCCCUCAUCUGGCCGGUGCCCAUCAUCGCCGGCUUCCUGCCCAACGGCAUGGAGCAGCGCCGGACCACCGCCAGCGCCGCCGCCGCCGCCGCCCCCGCCGCCGUGCCCGCGGGGACCACCGCCGCCGCCGCCGCCGCUGCAGCCGCUGCGGCCGCCGCCGCGGCCGUCACCUCGGGGACGGCGACCAAAUGACCCGGCCCGCUCCUUCCCGUGUCCGUUCCGUGUCCGCGCUCUCGGUGCCUUUCCCGCCGGGAGACUCGGCCGGUGUGCUUCGUGCUGUAGUGACCGUUAGUUCUUCGGGGGAGGGGACCGCCGAAGAGGCCCCAGCGUGUGGGAAAAGACAGGUUUGUGCCCCGCUUCUGGCUCCGAAAAGUAGAUGCAAGCCCUUGCCCUGCAGGGUGGGAUCCGCAGCUUGGAAGACGGAGAGGAGGGAAAUGGGGCCCCUUCCCCUUUUUUGCGCACCCUGCCCUCCUCCCUCCCCGCACCCACGUGCCCUAUAGAAAACGACCAAAUCCUGUGUAUUUGUUUUAUAUAUUUAAUAACUGUUUUAAAUGAAAGUUUUAGUAAAAAAAAAAUUAAAUUGCUAUUGCUGUAGUCAAAGAAGCUCUUUGUAUCUAAACAUAGUAUUUGAAAUUUGUUGUUUUUUAAUUUAUUUAAAAGGGGGGCAUGGGAAUGAUUUAACAUCGAUAUAUUGUUACCGCUGAAAAUGAACUUUAUGAACCUUUUUCCAAGUCGAUCUAUCCAGUGACGUGGCCAGAUGGGCGUUUCUUCUUGUACUCUGUGUUUUUUUUGGCUUUUAAUACAGACAUUUUCCUCCA